Molecule: messenger RNA, 3656 nt
Organism: Manis pentadactyla (Chinese pangolin)
Lineage: Eukaryota; Metazoa; Chordata; Mammalia; Pholidota; Manidae
Gene: ZPLD1
Product: zona pellucida like domain containing 1
Exons: 11
Coding region: 151-1398 (415 amino acids)
Cellular component (GO): cell surface
Source: RefSeq, a predicted model, not a curated record
UAUAAUGAGCAACUCUUCUCUCAUUUGAAGGGUUGACUCUUCUCUGAAAAAGUUUGGUAAGGCCAGGCACUCGAGCACUCAGUCACAUGCGGCAGAACCAGGCUCAUGGAGGACAGCUGACUCCCCGGAAGCAGGGACUUGGGUUUUGCAAUGGAACGGAUAUGGCUGCUGUUGCUCCUGACAAUUAGAGUGCUUCUGGGGUCUGCUCAGUUCAAUGGCUACAACUGUGAUGCUAACCUCCACAGUAGAUUUCCUGCUGAAAGAGACAUCAGUGUCUACUGUGGGGUGCAGGCCAUUACAAUGAAGAUUAAUUUUUGCACAGUGCUUUUCUCCGGUUAUUCUGAAACAGACCUGGCCCUGAACGGAAGGCAUGGGGACUCCCACUGCAGGGGGUUCAUCAAUAACAACACCUUUCCCGCAGUGGUCAUUUUCAUCAUCAAUCUCAGCACCUUGGAGGGCUGUGGAAACAACUUAGUGGUAUCUACAAUUCCUGGAGUCAGUGCAUAUGGGAAUGCAACUUCAGUACAAAUAGGAAAUAUUUCAGGAUAUAUUGAUACUCCAGACCCACCAACAAUCAUCAGCUAUCUACCUGGGCUCCUGUACAAAUUUAGUUGUAGUUAUCCAUUGGAAUACCUGGUUAACAAUACCCAGCUUGCUUCGUCGUCAGCUGCUAUUUCUGUGAGAGAGAACAAUGGUACGUUUGUCAGUACUUUGAACCUACUCCUUUAUAAUGAUUCAACCUUCAGCCAGCAGUUAAUUAUCCCCAGUCUAGGAUUACCUUUGAAAACCAAAGUAUUUGCUGCUGUACAAGCCACCAAUCUGGAUGGCAGAUGGAAUGUCUUAAUGGAUUAUUGCUACACCACCCCAUCAGGGAACCCAAAUGAUGAUAUUCGAUAUGAUCUCUUCCUUAGCUGUGACAAAGAUCCUCAGACCACCGUCAUUGAGAAUGGCAGAAGCCAGCAGGGCCGAUUUUCCUUUGAAGUGUUCCGGUUUGUGAAACACAAGAAUCAGAAAAUGUCCACCGUCUUCCUGCACUGCGUUACCAAGCUCUGCCGAGCUGAUGACUGCCCCUUUUUUAUGCCAAUUUGCAGCCACAGAGAAAGGAGAGACGUGGGGAAGAGGACCACUUGGAGCCCCCAGAGCACUUCUGGAAAUGCCGUCCUCUCUGCUGGUCCCAUCAUUACUCGGAGUGAUGAGACUCCAACCAACAACUCACAACUUGGUUCUCCAAGUGAACCUUCUUUCCAGCUGAAUGCCGUCACCAGCGCACUGAUAUCAGGAGUGGUCAUUCUGGGCGUUGUGAGCUUCUCUCUUCUGGGCUCACUGGCCCUUCUUCUGCACAGGAAGUCACCCACCAGUCUGGUGUUGAAUGGCAUAAGAAAUCCAGUCUUUGACUGACUGUAUCAGGUCCCUGCUCUCUGUAAAGAAGGCUUUCCUGACUAUACCAUGUGUGACUAAAGUCAGUGUUCCAUCUGAUUUGACUGCCUGCCAGCCUUUGCUGCUUGUAGAUUGAUAGAUUUCACAGUGUAGCUUGUCAACAUGAUGAUAGGGAAAGAAUUUUGAUCAUAUUGUUCUUGUCACUUGUAUAUGUGGUCAGCUUUGUUUGGAAGGCACCAGUAAUGGGUUUUAUACCAAUAAACAAUAUUCAGGACUUAGAACUUACAGGAUCAUAUUUCAUUUUAUUUCACUAUUCUCUUGAUUGUUGGUUAUAGAGAGAAAAAGGGGGCAUAGGAAAUAUUGAAUUUGUUUCAUUUUUUUCCCCCUAAGCAUUAAAACCCAAUGCAAUGGCAUUUGCAUAUUUGGUACUAAAAUGAAAGUUGCUUUUUAUUUUAUUCUAGAUAAUUCCACUUUGUGGAUAUGUUUUAAUUGGACUGGCCAGUUUGGACACCUGAGAUUUAAUUCCUCAUUCUAUGACCUCCUGUGUCCAAAGGAUACUAAGUGACUCUAGAUAAUUUUUCAUUUAGAUAGAAAUAACUGAGAACACUGGCACAUAUUGACUCUCCUCCUAGGUACACAACUCAGCUGCUGUGGCAGCUGUGCUUCCAGCAGUGAGGCAACUGCAAAGAUUGUUUUCAGUCCAAGAACCGUUACAUGGCAUACCAGCCAUAGCUGUCGGCAGAGAACACUGUCUCCACUGUCCCCACACACAAGCAUAGUGUUCCUAUGGGGGAUUUUAACAACCUGGAUUCUUUUUUUUCCCCCAGAACAAAGAAGAAACAGAUUAUGUAUGUUUUGCAGAACAUUGUCCCAUGAAAAAAAUAUUCCUUUUCCUACAAAUUUCUGAUGCUAGCAGAACAAAUAGUCUGGAGGAGGCCUACUUGUUAAGAUGUCUUCCUGAAGGUAUCAUGAUUGCCAUGGAAUAAAGGGAAUAGUCCUCUAAUAGUAAACCACAAGAAGCAUUUGGUCCUUUACAAGUUCUGCAAAAAGUUUACAAAGCCAAGUUUUAAGCAGCCUAUGUUCUUACAAAAAAAAAUCAACGUUCCCUUUGUUCAGUCUAUCCACACAAUUGAACAAAGAAAACAAUUUAGUGACAAACACCAAACCUAGCAUUUGCAGCUGUUAGAAGUGAUGUGUUACCUGUAAAACUUGCUGUAAAAACUAAUUUCUCUUCAACAUUUAUGACCCAUUAAUCAGGACUUAAUUUAGUAUACUACAUGCAGAUCACUAUGCAAUUCUAAAUUUAUUUCAGAUGAAGUGUCUAUAUGCUGAAGUUAAUAAUUAAAUCAAUCAUCAAAUCACAAAACACCUUUUCUCCAAUUUGACUGAAUAAUUCAAAAGAAAGUGUUUAUAUUACGAUAAUUAGCUAUAUAAUUGCCUCAACUUUCUCUGUCAAGAUGUAGAUGCAGUUAAAGUGAAUGGGAUCUGGAAAGUCUUUGGAUAAUUUAUUCAAUAUAAAAAAGUCUAACACUUAAAAAGCCAGUUUUCCCUUCCCUGUCUUACUUCAAAACGACUUUGAAGUGAUCAUUCUGAACUUUAUCUGUGUUAACAAAUUUAUUUUCUAAUUUAGAGGGAGAAAUCCUACAGGAAAAAAAAACAUGGAACAUGGUACUUUUGUGAUCUUAUAUGUACAUAGAUAGUAUUGAAAUAUUCUGGUAAAUGUAUUUCAGAUACUUUAAGUGAAUCGCCUUUGAUCUGAGGAUUAUACCCUGUGAACAGCACAUGAUAUCACUGAAACUGGGCUGUCAGCUGGAUUUUUGUGCUUUGGGGAUGGCUCCUUUUCUAGGUAUUGACCUUUUAAAUUCCACACUCCAUUUUAUAAAACUGAAUUGUGGACAUACCAUUUUGCGAGCAACUUAAAUCUCCUAUUAUUUUUUGCCACCCUUUCUUCAUAAAUGGGUGAAUCAAAGCUAUAAUGAGACAAACUAGGUUUUGUAUAGAUUUGUUCUUAUAAACCUGCAGUUAAAUUUAGUAUUUAGUUAUACUGAAUAUUCUUGUUACCAUAGUGUGAAAACCUUACAAAAUAUGUGCAAAUGGUCCUUCAGUUUUAAUACCUCAAACUGUUUUAUGCACUUCAGGGGUAAGGUCUGAUGAAAUGUACAAGAUGAUUGUUUAAUAAAAUAAUUGUAAAAGAAUAUGCUUAAAAUAGUGACUUUUUUUUUUGAGUCAUUUAUCCUUUCUUCUCUCAACUUUCUUGUCCUACUUUCCCCAGCAUUAAG